UGACGAUAUGUCUCUUGCUCCCACGACCACAGGUCACCUUUGCCUCCAGCCGUCGUACUUCACGUCUUCGGUAUAUGUAAAUGCGGUUCGGGAUGACAUCAAGAUCCUCGUAAAAAGCUUCGAGGAGCAGUACUCAAACUCGCCUCACUGGACGUGUCCCUUCAAGCUCUUCAAGGAAAUCUGGUGUUCUCAGGGCUGGCAGUGGUUGCACCUCAAGAUAUUUGACCCGAGAGGCAGGGAUGCGUUUUUACAUACUACCUUGCGAUUGUUCCUUGAGUGCGUAAUGCGUUUGGAGAAACCAAUGACAAGUCUUGUUACGCUCUUCGGCCUGUAUACAUUCUUCUACACUCAACCGAUGGACGUCUGUCCGCCGUUGCAUUCUGUCGAGCAUAUCCCUAUACCUUGUGAUCACUACAGGACUCUUAUGUCGAUUCCGGACACACUGACAACGACAGAACUGAACCCUUUCAAGCCUGCUGUGCUGCACAUUCUGAAGACCUUUGUGACAUCCCAGGUCUUCCAUAUCCUUCCCGAAGCUAGACUUGGCUGUCAAAAUCCACGUACACUCCCUCGGGAAAUUGUUGUUCCUGAUGUUUUAGAUGAAGAGGGACCCAAGCGAAAAGGACGGCCAACGAAAGGAGACAGGGUGAAGCGAUCGAAAAUUGCGCUUGACAACCUUGAUCAAUGGAUGCAGAAGACCUCCCUGCCUGGUUCAAGCGGUCUCGGUGCUAAGCACCAUCUGAUUACCAACCCACCUGCAGAGCCAACGCUACUACAGUACCAAAUGCGCAAGGAGAUGUUGUUGCAUGCCCUGGACAAAGACCCAGAGGGAAAGGCAUACAUUAGUGAAGCAAACGAAGAAGUCUUCAACCGGUUGAAGCUGUCAGAAGAAUUAGCGGAAAGCGAGGUCGAGUCGGAUUCUGGACCGCCUGGGUUACGACGAGUGCAACGAGCAAUGAAAGAGAAGGAUAGAGAGGGACGGCGGGGCGGUUUGUUAGGUUUGCUUGAGGGUGCUGGCCGGUAAAUUUUGAAUAAAUGUACAUUACUCAAAAAUUGGAUAGUGUAAGCAUGGGAAAUAGU
This is a messenger RNA of Guyanagaster necrorhizus, 1080 nucleotides long. RefSeq lists its product as uncharacterized. The transcript has 3 exons. Bases 8 to 1024 code for a protein of 338 amino acids. The record is from RefSeq and is a predicted model, not a curated record. Lineage: Eukaryota; Fungi; Basidiomycota; Agaricomycetes; Agaricales; Physalacriaceae.